AGACACGACACCUCUUCAUCCACUGGGAGCGCGAAAGCGUUACCACAGGGCCAUUGGGAGUUGGAACUUAGUGGCAAUUGUCCAAGCUGCCAUCAUCAUCACAAGUCCACCAAGGUACACGUCAGGGCAUCCGGUGACUCGAACCAUGUCUGCGAUAUGGGCGAGAUCUACUGUGAAAAAUGUAAACGGCUGUGGUUGGACUUUGGUAGAAGGAACUCCACUCGGCUCUCUCUGGUGUCUGUGAAGACCAUCGAGCCGGACCCCCUGGAAAAAGACUUUCAUUCUACUCUUGUCAAGAUGAUACGUCCCAUAACUACUGUCGCUACGCUGUCUCCCACACUUGCGGAUAUUCCGGAGUCGUCUUCAGCCAGUCCAUCACGCGAGCCUUCUUUGCGAUCAAAUUCUCGUCGUGGUAUUCGGGUAACGUCACCGUCCAUUGCCAGUAACGCGAUCACGGAGCACCACAGCGCAGCAGACGCAAACUCCCUGACCUUCCCUUCGGCGCAAAAGACCAAGGCUUCGCUGGGCAGGGCUCAUGCUGCUCGAACCUCAUUCUUGUCACAAGUGAGCAGUAGGAUUCGCGACAAGUUUCCGCUGUUGAAAACCAGCCGCUUGACAACGUGGAUGAAAUCUUCUCAAGGGGAUAAACUCAGCCCAAAUCGCCGAGGGAAGCUACCCGUUUCAGAACCCGGGUUUUCGCCUGUGAUUCCCGCUUUGCACGCUCCCGUGACCGGCAGCGUGGAGGCCCAAGUGCAUACCGGUCCCACUGCGAAGAAAGAACCCGACGUCGUGGACGUUUUCACACCUUCGACCACCGCCGUUGAGGCCUUGGAAUCGCUGAAGAUUCUGGAUCACGAAGAAAUUCGAGCAAUGAAUCGGGAGCAACGCAUCAACUGGAUGCGUGGGAAGCUUACCGCCUUCAAGCGAGAUGCGAUGCCUUUUCAUCCGUCUUCUGUUCCCAUCAUGGUGGACCUUCAACCAGAUCCCUCAACUCCACCUACUCGUCACGACUCCGAAUUGGCAUUUGUAGGGAACAAUUUUGGUUCGUUUCACUACUGGGAAACUUUUCGUGGCAGUAAUGCCACGCUCAACGGCUGGCCACCCAGCAUGAGCGAGCCUCCCCUGUCAGAGGCGGAUACGGCUCGGGACCGUCAUGGGUCCAGCUCAACUCGUCCUCGCUCGUUUCAAGGCGUGGUGCAAGAUUGGCAGCAAAUCCGCCAAAACAGGGCCGAGGCUCGUCGGUCAUUCGACUCGGCCGCAACUGGAGGGGCUGUCAGAAGUAUUACCGCUGCCAGGGGUCGUGGCCCCAACCGCCUGUCUCGGACAUCGAUGGGUCGCCCCGAGCCCUUCGUGUCGCAAGUCCAGCUUCCACUGCAUGAAGAGUCUGAGCAGCCCAGCGGCCAGGAACAGAUCAGGUCUUCUUCUCCGUCGCUGCCA
Messenger RNA from Cucurbitaria berberidis CBS 394.84, 1437 nucleotides. RefSeq lists its product as uncharacterized. The transcript has 2 exons. The record is from RefSeq and is a predicted model, not a curated record. The annotation marks the transcript as partial. Lineage: Eukaryota; Fungi; Ascomycota; Dothideomycetes; Pleosporales; Cucurbitariaceae.